This is a messenger RNA of Culex pipiens pallens (northern house mosquito), 1360 nucleotides long. Its product is annotated as quinone oxidoreductase-like protein 2 homolog. Gene Ontology annotation, molecular function: oxidoreductase activity. Bases 96 to 1286 code for a protein of 396 amino acids. The record is from RefSeq and is a predicted model, not a curated record. The transcript is spliced from 3 exons. Gene Ontology annotation, cellular component: mitochondrion. Lineage: Eukaryota; Metazoa; Arthropoda; Insecta; Diptera; Culicidae.
GAAUUUUCGUUGCGUGUUUUCUCCGGCAUUUACAGAACAUAACUGACUGCGACUUGCAAUAUCUUCCAAUUUUAUGUAGAAAACCAUUUCUAAAAAUGUUAAAAUCAAUUAUUUCACAUAGUGUUAGAUUAGGCCGAGUGACCGCCGCCAGAAAUGUAACGCUAAUCCUGCGCCAAUCGUCCAACAAGGCAGCGGUUCUGCACGAAGUCGGCAAACCCUUGGUUUUGGAGGGCGUGAAACGGAUCGAGCAGCUAAAGGACGAUGAGGUGCGAAUCAAAGUGCACUAUUGCAGCUUAAAUUCCACCGACGUGCAGAUCAUCGCGGGAAAGUGCCCACCGGAGCUGAAGGUUCCACUCCCGUUUAUUCCUGGUCACGAAGUGUCCGGCGAGGUGGUGGAGAUUGGCAAGAACAACCCGAACUUCCUGAAGCGUGGUGACCGGGUUGUGGCCAUGAACGAUCUGCAGGAUCCGAACGGAGGGUUGAUUUCGGAAAUGGUCGUUAAAAAUCGGGACGUUUGGGCAGUUCCGCGGGAGGUGCCCCUGCGGGAGAUGACCGUUAUGCCGUACGGACACGGUACUGCGCUGCUAACGUUUGCGCUGCAUUGUCCGCUGGAGCAGAACGAUCUGCUGUUGAUAACGGCUGGACCAGCUGGGAUGGGAUUGGCCGCGAUCGAUUUGGCGGUGAAUGUUUACAAGGCAAAUGUGAUUGCAAUCUGCGACACUGAGAGUAGCUCGGAUUUGGUGAGGGAGAAAGGGGCUCACAAAACGGUUAGCAUGAACAAGAAUUACACCAAGCUGUACAAGAACAUUGCGGACGCGAUGGGCGAUAAAAAGGCCAAGAUUGCGUACGAUGCCGUUGGAAAGGGACUGCUGCAUCUGAUGGCAGAUUUCGUUGAUCCGGAAAAGGGCCAACUCUUUUCGGUGGAUCCGUUCUUCAACAAGGAAACGUUCAAAGCUUCCAAACCCGAGUACGAACUGCCCAAAAAGAAGGAACGAACGGAAGAGCACGAACAGCAAGUGGCCAAGCUGAUCGACAAUAUCAAGCAUGUCGAUUUGUACGAGUACGAGGACGAGGACGUUUACCGGCAGAUGAUUAGCGACACCGUUGAAAUGCGAGUGCAGCGGAUGGUUCAUGGCCACAUUAGUAAAGUGUUUAUGAUGAAGGAGAUUCAGGAAGCGGUAGAUUUUAUCCUGCAAAAGCAGUGCACCGGGAAGGUGCUGGUGGAUGUAAAGUGUGAGGAUGAGUGUGAAGAUGCGACGCAGGAGGAGAAGAAAAAAGAUGACUGAACUAAUUCGAAGAGAUUUACUUAACUUUUUUUUCCUUGUUAUAUCUAAGUCACACCAUUAUUGUUCGGCAAUGC